UGUCAGCGACGGAGGAGGGCGGCUAGCCCUUCGGCCCUCUCCCCGGCGGAAAGGCGACCGAAGGGGCAUCUCCCGAGCACUGGGCCUGAGCGCGACCCCACGGCCCUUGCUAGGGAUCCGCCUCUGCCUGGGACCGGAAGGUGUGCGCGGCGGGGCGGAGGCCGGGGCCGAGCGCGGGCCGCGCGUGGGAGCCAGGAGGGGGUUAACGCUAACCCCUCCCCCUCGGGCUGACAUCACGGGGAGAGCGGCUGAGAGGCUGGAGCUCGGCGAGUGAGAGAAAGAGAGGGAGAGGAGCGAGCGCGGCUCGACUCGGUGCCCGGGCAGCUCCACAUUGUUGCGGAUCGCCGGGACCCGGCAGAGCGAGCAGCUGCGGCGCUGCGGGGACGCGGCGCCCCGGGUCGCUCUCCUCGCCUGGAGCCGCACCGCCCGAUCGGCUGGGCCGCCGAGCCGCGCGCCCUCCGCCUGGGCCCCGAGCCCACCGCGCCGCCCGCCCGCCGCCCUCGCUCGUCCCGCCGCCCUCGGAGGACGGCCGCCCAUGGACGCCUUCAAGUUGGAGCCGAGCGGGAGGGUGUGAGCGCGCCGGGGGCCGGGAGCCCGCGCCGGGCAGCCGGGCGCGCCGGGGGUGGGUCCCUCUCCCCAGCCCGGCUCUGCGUGGAAGAAGAGGGCGGGGACCGGCGCGGGGAGGAGAGCGGAGGAGGAGAAGGGGGCAUGACUCGUGCAACUUGCGGCGGGCAUCUGCCGAGCCUCUGAGCCGGCGGCCGCCCGGGGCCCGGAUUGCGUCCGCGCCGAUCCCACCCAGCCCACCCCUCCCCGGCCGACGGCUGAGGUUGACCUGGAUCUUCAGAGCGCCCGCCGGCCUGCAGGGAUCGCCUUCGUCUUCCGGGCUGCUUUCUGGAGCGCGAGGAGCGCUCUCCUCGCGGCCCCUCUCGCCGGACCCCCGGCCCCCGAUGGCUCGGAUGGGGCUUGCGGGCGCCGCUGGACGCUGGUGGGGACUCGCUCUCGGCUUGACCGCCUUCUUCCUCCCAGGCGCCCACAGCCAGGUGGUCCAGGUGAACGACUCCAUGUACGGUUUCAUCGGCACAGACGUGGUGCUGCACUGCAGCUUCGCCAACCCGCUGCCCGGCGUGAAGAUCACCCAGGUCACGUGGCAGAAGGCCACCAAUGGCUCCAAGCAGAACGUGGCCAUCUACAACCCGGCCAUGGGCGUCUCGGUGCUGGCCCCCUACCGCGAGCGCGUGGAGUUCCUACGGCCCUCCUUCACAGAUGGCACCAUUCGCCUCUCCCGCCUGGAGCUGGAGGAUGAGGGCGUCUACAUCUGCGAGUUUGCCACCUUCCCUGCCGGCAAUCGAGAGAGCCAGCUCAAUCUCACUGUGAUGGCCAAACCCACCAACUGGAUAGAGGGCACCCAGGCAGUGCUUCGAGCCAGGAAGGGGCAGGAUGACAAGGUCCUGGUGGCCACCUGCACCUCGGCCAAUGGGAAGCCUCCCAGUGUGGUGUCCUGGGAAACGCGGCUGAAGGGUGAGGCGGAGUACCAGGAGAUCCGGAACCCCAACGGCACGGUGACCGUCAUCAGCCGCUACCGCCUGGUGCCCAGCCGGGAAGCCCACCAGCAGUCCCUGGCCUGCAUCGUCAACUACCACAUGGACCGCUUCCGGGAAAGCCUCACCCUCAAUGUGCAGUACGAGCCCGAGGUGACCAUCGAGGGGUUUGAUGGGAACUGGUACCUGCAGCGGAUGGAUGUGAAGCUCAAGUGCAAAGCUGAUGCCAACCCCCCAGCCACCGAGUACCACUGGACCACGCUGAAUGGCUCCCUCCCCAAGGGUGUGGAGGCCCAGAACAGAACUCUCUUCUUCAGGGGACCUAUCAACUACAGCCUGGCAGGAACCUACGUCUGUGAGGCCACCAACCCCAUCGGCACCCGCUCAGGCCAGGUGGAGGUCAAUAUCACAGAGUUCCCCUACACCCCGUCUCCUCCCGAACACGGGCGGCGCGCCGGGCCAGUGCCCACGGCCAUCAUUGGGGGCGUGGUGGGGAGCAUCCUGCUGGUGCUCAUUGUGGUCGGCGGGAUCGUGCUGGCCCUGCGCCGGCGCCGUCACACCUUCAAGGGUGACUACAGCACCAAGAAGCACGUGUACGGCAAUGGCUACAGCAAGGCCGGCAUCCCCCAGCACCACCCGCCCAUGGCCCAGAACCUGCAGUACCCUGAGGACUCCGACGACGAGAAGAAAGCCGGCCCCCUGGGCGGCAGCAGCUACGAGGAGGAAGAGGAGGAGGACGGCGGAGGGGGCGAGCGCAAGGUGGGCGGCCCUCACCCCAAAUACGACGAGGACGCCAAGCGGCCCUACUUCACGGUGGAUGAGGCGGAGGCCCGUCAGGACGGCUGCUACGGGGACCGGACUCUGGGCUACCAGUACGACCCUGAGCAGCUGGACUUGGCGGAAAACAUGGUUUCUCAGAACGACGGGUCUUUCAUUUCCAAGAAGGAGUGGUACGUGUAGCCCCGUCUGCAGAGCCCCUGCCCCAAGCCCACACCCGCACGCCCCCUGCCCGCCCCCCACCGUCCACUGCCCCAGGAGCUCGGCAGAGACUCACCCAGCUGCUCGGGGUACCUGGGAGCCCAGGGCACGUGACCUGGCUUUGUUUUGACUUCCUCCCUGCCCCCCCCGCCCUCCCCCAUGGUGUGUGUUCACUGUGGCUUUGGUGUUGCUGGUACCUUUCCUCCCCUGACCCCACCUGCCUCCCUCCGCAGGGAGCCCUAGUCCCGUCUUGUGUACCUAGAUGUCCCUCCGGGGUUUGGGGAGCCAGCCCUCCCCUGCCCCCAACACUGGAAUUUGUCCGUGUCCUCUCUCUGCGGGUGGAGGGCCGAAGGGGCUCCAAGAGGAGAAGCCCCCUGCCACCAACCCCAGAUGCUGCUCCUUUUUCCCUGGAAGAGGGAACCUGGCACCCCCUCCCCCAUCCCACCAUGAGCUGACCAGCUGGAGUUCGGACCCCCGGUCGAGGCAGCCAUUGCGCCCAAGGGGUAGGGGAGUGGGGGUGGCUUUUCCGAAGCACCCAGGGUUGUCUUUGUUUGUUAAGUGAAUCAAGCUGAGGUCUCCACCUGAGGCCUUGGGCAGUGUAUUUUCCUGGCAAGGUUAGUUUUACAGUUUUUUUCCUCAUUGGCCUCCAGGGAGUUAAGGUGGCCCAGCUCUGGUGUGUCCCUCCUCUUUACCCCAGUCUGCUCCCCACAUAGCAGGACUCCAGGUAGACUCUGGCCCACACUUCGCAUACACUUCUACCAACACAUACGCACACUUCGUACACACACACACACACACACACACACACACGCCACUCGUGUCUACCCCUGUGCUCCCUCUGGGGUCACAUGCCUUACCCAGGCUGGACACUGCCCAAGGCUCGGCUCUCUGCUCCACCUCUCCCCUUUCCUUCAAGCUGAGGAUGGGGGCAGCCUUCAGAAGCUUCCAGGGAGAGCUGAGACUAGGCCCUUCGGUGCCUCCACCCUAGCAUCUCAGGCUGGCUCUGAACUGCUCCUUAUAGCAUGGAAGUUUCUUGAAUUUCUCCCUAUCUAUCAAGUGCUAGCAACUCUUGAUUUUCUUGGGGAGUCAGAGCUGGGAUCCCAGAAGGGAAUUAGAUCCAGGAGCUACAGGUGAAGGAGGAUCAAUGCAGAGGGCACCGGAGAAGGAAGCCCGCACAAUAGGAGCUCUGCAAACAUAGGCUGAUAAGACUCUGCAGAGCGCAGGUAGCUCCUGGCCCACAAAGGCCAAUGUACCUGCUCCGGGCCUGCCAGAAAGUGCGAGGGGAACGGGGAGCCAGGGAUCCUGAGUCUGAAGCUCCCGCUCGCCACCCUCCCCGUCCUGCUUCAGCUAUCCCUGGUCUCCAUUCUGGAUGAGGUGGGGAACCCUGGAGAAGCUUUCCCUUUGAGUUGUGGAUUCCCUUCAUGAAUGGGGCUCUGGGUUCCUGUCAGUCACCCGAGACUGAUGGUCUUCCCCAGGAUACCAUGGAGGAAGGCCCCUCCCAGCCCCUUCUUUGCCCCCCCAGCUCCAAGUGCCUCAGUUCCUCCAUUUGCCUACCCCAUCCCCCCAGCACUCUAGACGGGAAAGACCCUGGGAUGGGAGAGGCAGGUUCAUACCUGCCCAUGAGGAUUCCAGUGAACUCAGCCCAGGGUGCAGGGGCUCUGUGGGAUGGCAAGUGUUGGGGGGGAGGAAGGCAGACCACUCUGUGCCCCACGGGCACCAGCCUACUCUGCCAUAGGCUUCCCAAGGGAGCCCCCAGCCUCCCGCCCUACUCCUCCCCUCCCUGGUGCUGCUAUGGAACCCCCAGCCAGCUCCAUCUCUGCCCUGGCAACCCUGGACCCAGUGGGCCAGCUGGGUCAUGCUCCUCCCCCAGCCCCCACUGCCCUAGCCCCAGCCCAGACCACCCAGUAGCCACGUAGCAGAAGUCUGAAGCCAUGCCAGCCCUGGGGCAGUACUCCCCUCUCUUGGCAUUGGGAGUACUGGAUGGGGUGGAGUUGGGAGAAACUUCUGGGGUCUUUCUAGCCACAGGGCAGAGGGGGUGGAGGAGCUGGGCUGCAUCUCCCAGCAGUAUUAGUGUCCCCCCCCCCAGGGCAGAGGACCUUUUCCAUGUUAUAUCACUACCCCAUCCCACCUCACACCACCCUGGCCCCUCUGCUUGGUCCCACUGCCCCCAGGCAGGAGGAAAUCCCAGGGGCCUGCCUGAUAGAGGCAUUCUCUGUUCCCUUGAAAUCACAAGACUGAAAGGACUCUUCCUCUUGUGUCUCCCUUAUCUGCACUGCCACCCCUCUUCCUCCUUAUAUGAUGGACUUAGGAGGCCCCCAGGCCUAGCCAAAGCACUGAGUCCCCCUUAAGGCACCUCCAAGCCCUCCCCUCCAGCAAAGCACAAAUUGUGGGGUCCAUGCCAGAUGUGUGGGCCACGUAGAAGGCUCCUGCCUUGGCAGGGACCCAUCAGCAGCACGCCCACCAGGGCAGCUGCUACCCGGGGCCAAGAGUCGGCACGAGGCCGGGGUCGGCACUUGGGCCCGGGGUGACAGGGUUUUCUGUGCCCCAAGUUUGUGGGGCGGUGGGUACUACUGCUGGGCCCAUAGCCACAGCCGCUGGCACAGGGGAGGUCUGGCCCAGCAGAGAGACGAGGACGUCUUGCUUCUCCGUGCCCCCAACAUGAGCUGAGCUUCUGCCUUUGCUGGAAAUGAAAUAAACUUGGUCUGCAUUGUGCCAAGGCCUCCCCACUUGUCAUCCUGCCUCUUGUUGCCCUCCCCGUCCUCGCCCGUCCCCCACUCCACCAAUACCCCUCUUUCCUUAAGAUUUUGAUAUUGUUCUAAUGCGUAACAACCCUCUGAGUCCCCUUGGAUCAGAAGUAUCUGAAGAGCAGCAGCGUGGAAUCAGGGAACGCAGGCACGCACGUGCAGCCGCGUCAGGCCUGGCCCGUGCGUGCACGGGGGCGCACCCCCCCCCCGACAGACCCAAGCACAGGCGCCCCAGCCCCACAGACAUGCCAAGGGGCUGGGCUGGUCCUGCUGAAAACCCUUCAGGAAAAACUGAUUUCCCAGCGCUCGGGCCAUAAGAGCGACUCACGGGGGCCCUGUUUCCCAGGCAUGUGCCCCCAUGCCAACCCCCUCCCAUGUGCCCGAGUCACUGGUGCAAUAAUUUUUCUGCCGUCCUCCAAGCAGAGGAAUCGGGGAUUGUGUCAGGUGGUGUGGGCAGCUCACGUGGGAGGAGGGGAGAGCUGCCAGGCCUCCCGGGGGCCAGACGGAGACCUUCUAGGCCUGACUGCCACCGGGAACCCUCAGCUGGGCCCCACCAGGCCCCAGGCCCACGGGGAGACGUGCCCAGGCCCCUGUGCCGUGGCCCAGGCGGUGAGGGCUUCUGGGACCUCGCUGCUGCCGCCCGAUUGUGAGGCCAGAGGAGCCUCUGCCCCGCCGGUGCUGCUGCUUUUCUGACUCCUGCUGUGAGGAAUGGGAUUCUUGGCCGGAAACAAACAAACAAAAAAAUGGUUUUCUUUUUUUGUAUAAAUGGAAACAAAAUCCAGGAGAAGCUGCCCCCUCCCCUCCCCCCGGAGUGUGAUGCACAACCUUUGCUUCAAUUUCUUAGUCACUGUUUUCGUCUUUGGUCCCAGGGACGGCCCAGCAGAUUCUCCUGGUUCUAACCCAGGGGGUGUUUGCAUCACCCCCUUUUACUUGUAUAAAAAAAAAAUGAUGGGUUGAAAAAUGUACUGAGGAAAA
Messenger RNA from Mesoplodon densirostris (Blainville's beaked whale), 6235 nucleotides. It is a transcript of the gene NECTIN1, whose product is annotated as nectin cell adhesion molecule 1. Gene Ontology annotation, biological process: heterophilic cell-cell adhesion; protein localization to cell junction; homophilic cell-cell adhesion. NCBI's taxonomy places the organism in Eukaryota, Metazoa, Chordata, Mammalia, Artiodactyla, Ziphiidae. Gene Ontology annotation, cellular component: adherens junction. The coding region runs from base 948 to 2498 and encodes 516 amino acids. The record is from RefSeq and is a predicted model, not a curated record. The transcript has 6 exons.